Molecule: messenger RNA, 13914 nt
Organism: Cryptotermes secundus
Lineage: Eukaryota; Metazoa; Arthropoda; Insecta; Blattodea; Kalotermitidae
Gene: kis
Product: chromodomain-helicase-DNA-binding protein 7
Exons: 38
Coding region: 658-13836 (4392 amino acids)
Molecular function (GO): ATP binding; protein binding; ATP-dependent chromatin remodeler activity
Source: RefSeq, a predicted model, not a curated record
AGGCACCCAAGCCGAAAGAGGACACUUCGAAUGGCGUUCACAAAGUUCAUUGUUCUCUCGGCCAUAGUGUUGUUAUUGUAAAGUGUUUUUCGUUUUGGAAGGUCGAUUGUGAUUUGUAGGCUUUAGAAUACAGUGGGUAGAAUUGAUUUUCAUGUGUUCCAAUAUGUUUCUCAAUACAGACAACUCCAUUAUAAGCUCGCUCGUAUCACUGCUGUCAUUACAAUCAGUUACCAAUCGGCGAAACGAAUGUUCGGCCGCGAUACCAAUAAUCGAGGAAUACCGGUGUGCGAGAUUGAUUAUAUUUGUAGUACAAGCCUUAUUGGUGUUAUUUUCGUAAUUUGUGAAUGUUAAUUGUGCCAACUCAAAGUGUUUCCUUAUAUUUUGAAUUGAUUGAAUUUAUUAAUGUAGGGCAACGAAACUGCAUGUAGCCGUCAUAAUGACCAUUUCCGGGGAAUAUUACAAAAUUUUACAUUUUUGUUUCCGGGUAUCUGUGGAAAGAAAUCGAUAUAUCUGGCCAGUAACUUUUAGAUCUCCAGCCCUAUUUCUCUUACUCUGAAAGGGAAAUAGAAGAUGGCACCUCAGUUGUGUAAACUUCCUAUUGAAAAAUAUGCAAUAUCACUCAGCACAGUAAUGCAGCAGGAAGUAUAAAGUGGUGGGAUGCAUGCGGGAAUGGAUUCGUAUGACUUGUUUGGCGAAGAUGUAGGUGGCAGCAUGUUGGAUGGCUUGGCAGACCUAGGUGCCGACAACUUUGAUCCUGCACCAACACCUGUUUCGGGUGCCUCGCGUGAAACUGCAGGGGCAGGAAGUGGCUAUGUUCAACCAUCAUAUGGGCACCAGAUGUCCAGCAUGCAGCAAGAAUCCCCACUCCAGAAGUUGGCUUCAUUUGGUGAUGAUUUUACAUCAUCAAACCAUAUUGAUCCAUCACCACAAACCAUAUUUCAUCAGAAUCAAAGUGGGUAUGAUACUGCACGACCUAUGUGCCCUCCUAGUGCUGUUGGAGGAUAUCAGGGUCAUGUUAGAACAAUGGCCCCACAACAUGAUAUGAGAAGACCACCUCACCCCCAAGGUCCCUCAACAACUCAGUACCCACCUUAUUGUCCACCCGAUACCAUAUAUUCAAUGGAUCAACAACAAGGAAUUGGUGGUCCAAACAUGAACAUGAAUGAUGGGAUGCAAGCGUGGAACAGUGCUUCAAGUUAUCCUGGUGCCAUUAGGCAUUAUAGUCAAAUGAACCAAGGUGCAUAUCGACAACAUGUGAACUAUCCCCACCAGCAGGACAAUAGUAUGGGGGCACAGCAGAAACUGGGCCCUCAGCAGCAGUAUUCAGCAAACCAGCCAGGUCUCAUGAACUCCAUGAUGCAGAACAUUCCAGCAACUGGGGCAUAUCCCAUUCCACAGCAGCAGAGAAUGCAGUCCAGUAUGGCUCAGCAGCAGUGCUAUCCACAGGGCUCACAGUCCAUGGUAUAUCCAGGGUCAAACUCAGCAUCAGCAUAUGGUGGCUACAACCCUAUGCAGCAGCAACAUCAGCAGGCAAACAGGAUGCCACAUCAUGUGCAGUAUCCACAGCCUAAUCAGCAGCAGAUGCAGCCACAGAUGGAUUUGAAUGCACAACAGAAUCAGCAGCAGGCUUCAUAUAACCACAUUCAGCAGCAUGGGCAACCUGUACCACCAAGUCCUGGACAGAUGGGACAUCCAGGAGUUGGGGGUUACAAUCAGCAGGCUGCUUCUGCAUUGACACAGCCACACCAACAGAUGCCAAGACCAAUAGGUAUUGAGGUGACAGCUGGAGCAGCAGGUUCACAGUAUAAUGCUGGUGGACAGAAGCCCCAUGGCCCAUCUCUUGGAGGAGCCAGCCCACAGUAUAGAGCACCCUUUCCCCAGCUUUCACCUCAGAUGUCCCCAAGACCUCAAAUGUCUCCUCGACCUACACCACCCCAACAGCAGAUGUCUCCUCGCCCAGUGAUGUCUCCUGCCAAACCAAGCACUCUGUCCCCUCAUCCACAUCCACAGCAGUCCACAUUAUCACCACGCCCAGCCACUGCCCUCACUCCAAAGUCCACCACGUCUUCUCCUGCCCCAAUGCCUAUGCCAUCAUUUCCACAACAGAGUACUUUACAGCAGCUGGAGCAGAUGGUCAUGCCACCGGUGUCUGGCAGCUCGACAGAAUAUCCCUCCUAUCAACCCAGAACUCCACUUGUCCCCCCACCUCAGCAGAACAAUCCAUUAUCUCCAGUGCUGGGUCCACGGAUGCCUAUGUCACCCCAGCAGUGGCCACAUCAACCCUCUAGACCACCAGUCAGCUUAAAUGGUGGCAGUGGUAUGUUGGAGCCACAGAGUAAUCAAGGAAUUUCCUAUCUCCCCCACACAGCGUGUGACUCUAGGUCAAUGGAGCCACAAAAGGUUGUUCCACCAACAGUUGGAGCAGGUCAGGAUAUUGGGAUGUCGCCACUUCAGAACUCAGCACCUCCACCAGUUAGUGAUUCCAGCAAUAAUCUUGUGCCACAGUCUGAGUUUAGUUCAGCAUCACAACUCUUGGGUGACAAGUUCUCAUCAAACAAUAGGACUCCUAACAUGAAUGGUGCAGACAGUAGUUUGAAUGGUCACAUUCCUCCUUCACUUGCCCCAACUACACCAUCUUCAUCAAACUUGGACAUGUCAAGUAACCAGUCUAUGGAUACAGCACCUAAGACUGUAGAUAUGAAGCCUAGCAGUAGUACCAGCUUGUUGCCAAGUCUAGGUCUUCCACCUACAGAACAGUCAGCAUAUGCUGAAUUCAGUGCCGGCAGUAGUAGUGUUCCAUCGUACCAAUCAAGUGGUGUAGAUGAUAUGAUGCCUUCCCAGUAUCCAGCUCCUGUGGAUGGAGGUCUGUCUGUACCAGACCAGAACUCUGAUGGAAUGAUGAAUACCUCUUCACUGUAUGACCCCAGUAUUGUAGGAACAAGUUCCCACCACCCACUUCCUCUCCCCCCACCAAGCCUGGGACUUUCAGCAUUCAGCCAUCAGCAAGAGAUGGCAGCAUUGCAGCAGCAGCUUCAGGAGAUGUACUGUAUGCCACCUGGACCAGAUCAUCAGGAGAAGAUCGUGAGACUACAGGAUCGGAUUGCAAUUGUUCAGCAGCACAUGGCCACAGAGCAGUGUUCUGGAGGACCACACUGUAUGCUCCAGGACAGCAUGUUCGUGUCACCUUUUCUAGAUCAUACAUCACAGGUCACCAGUACAACAGGAAAAGGAAAGGGCAAAAGCUCUUCCAGAGGAAAGAAGGGAAGGAAAAAAGCAAUUGAAAUAAAUCCUUUGUUGGUGGAUUCUUCUGUUAUGCCUGAUAUGAACAUUGGUGAAUGUAUGGAAGAGUUUCAUCAACCCUUAGAACUGAAACCGAAGAAACCCAAGUCUCCACGGAAACCUAGGGAACCCAAAAAGCCCAAAGAACCCAAACCACCGAAAGAACCCAAGCUGCCAAAAGAACCUAAGCCACCAAGAGAACCAAAGCCUCCUAAGGAACCAAAAGCACCGAAAGAACCAAAAAGGAAGCGUGAACCAAAAGUACCAGGUGAUCCUAAAACAGCUAAACCUAGAAGGAGAAAUACAAAGAAGAAGAAAGAAGGUGAAGUCAUACAGGAGUUGAUAGAUCCGUUGGCAUUGGAACAAAGCAAUGAACAGCUGAUGGUAGCAGAAGCACGCAGCACAGGUUCACCUACUAUUACAAUUAUUGAGUCUCUGGAUGGGAGUCUUACAUCUUUAACCACCUCUGCUGCCAGCAGCCUGACCACUUCUAUAACUGCCACUACCGUUAACACCAACACUGCCACAACUGCCAUUGAUCGUCUAUCCAUAGCAGAGGUAGCUGACAAGUCCAUAGAGGGAGAUCCUGAAACACCUGUACUUAUUAAAGAGUCAGAAGAUCCAGCAAGUCCAAACAAGAGUUUGUCUGAGUCAUCUGUUAAAGGCACUCUCACGCCUAAGAAACCGAAGAAGGAUAGAAAGCCCAAAGUGAAAGCCAUCUUUGCAGGAAAGAAGAAUUCAAAGGGUGCAUUUUCAAGUUCAAAGAAGAAGAAGAAGUUGAGUACAGCAGAUGAGUCUGAAGUUGAGGAUAUGAUGGCAACACCUCCUCCAUCUCCUGAAGAUGAUUCAGAAGCUUCUAAAAAUAAACGGCGAUCUGCUCGUAAUACUCAUCGGAAGAAGUAUGUAGAUGAUAUAAUGCUAAGUAUAUCUGACGACGAUUCCCCAAAGGAAGGCACCCCUAAGCAGGAUACUUCUAAAGCCUCUUCAGAUGAUGCCGUGGAUCCCGCUGUGAAACCUAACUUUGUGUAUAUUAAUACAACAGAUGAAGAUUCUAUGGUUGUCCAAUACAUUCUUGCUGUUCGGAAAGGUAGAAGAGAAGUGAAAGUGUUGCCUGAAAACAAAGAAAUAAAGCAACAAAUUGAAACCAGGACAGAAGACAAAUCAGUUGUGUUAAACUCUGGAGAUAUUAAUCAUGAUGCUUCUACUAAAAGUGAAGUUCUAAGUAAGGAUCCUGUAUCACAGGGUCAUGUUGAUAUGGGAUUCAGCAGCCUGAAGCAUCCUGACUACUUGGUGGAUGGGAGAGAGAGGUCUGAACUGUGUGUGGAUGGUGGUCUUUUCAUAAAAGAAGGCCACCGAGAUGAAGAUAAAGGAUCUAAUAAUAAUUUCAAACCUAGUAUUACAUGUAUUGACCUUUGUGAAGAGAAACCUGUUUCUUCCAAGCAGAAAGAACCUCCUGCUGAUGAAAUGAAAUUGAAGAUUGAUAGAGUUAGAGAGCCACAUAGUGCCAAAGAAGAGAAUAGUAUACGGGAGAGAUUCAAACAGGAUUUGAUUCACAGUAAAUCAGAUGUUCAGUAUGUAGAGGUAGAAGAAUACUUUGUUAAGUACAGGAAUUUCUCAUACCUUCAUUGUGAGUGGAAGACUGAGGAUGAGCUGUUUAAGGGAGAUAAGAGAAUAUCGGCAAAAUUGAAACGCUUCAAGCAGAAAAUGGCACAUCACGCAAAUAUUUUUGAAAAUCUGGAAGAUGAACCGUACAAUCCAGACUAUGUUGAAGUGGACAGAGUGCUGGAUAUGGCAGAACACACUGAUCCUAACACUGGUAAAACAAUUAAACACUACCUUGUGAAGUGGCGUUCCAUGCAGUAUGAAGAUAGUACCUGGGAGCUGGAGGAAGAUGUUGACCCUGUCAAAAUACAGCAGUAUGAAAACAACAACAAGCGGCCAUCAAAGGAGAAAUGCAAGACAAAAAAGAAGCCAAGUCGUGAUGAGUGGGUUAAGUUGGAGGAAUCACCUAACUACAAGAAUGGAAACAAACUGAGAGCAUAUCAGUUGGAAGGACUUAACUGGUUGCUCUUUUCGUGGUACAAUGGGCAAAAUUGCAUUUUGGCAGAUGAGAUGGGGCUGGGGAAAACAAUUCAGUCGUUGACGUUUAUCCAUGCCGUUCAUGAAUAUGGUAUUAGAGGACCAUUUCUUGUCAUAGCACCUCUGUCCACUAUACCCAACUGGCAGCGGGAAUUUGAAGCUUGGACCGAUAUGAAUGUAAUUGUUUAUCAUGGAUCGACUGCAAGUAGAAACAUGGUUCAGGAGUAUGAGAUGUACUACAGGAAUGAGAAAGGAAUACCAGGGAAAGAUAUACCAAAGUUCAAUGUUCUCAUCACUACAUUUGAGAUCAUUAUUGCUGAUUGCAUGGAACUGAAGGAAUUUAGUUGGAGGCUUUGUGUUAUUGAUGAAGCUCAUCGUCUGAAGAACAGAAAUUGCAAACUGAUUGAAGGGCUGAGACUGCUGAAUUUGGAACACCGAGUCCUGUUAUCUGGGACUCCUCUUCAGAACAAUGUGAAUGAACUAUUCUCACUGCUCAACUUCCUAGAGCCAACACAGUUCUCUAGUAGUGAAGCCUUCCUCAAGGAAUUUGGAGCGCUGAAGACUGAAACAGAAGUGCAAAAGCUGAAGGCUGUUCUCAAACCUAUGAUGCUGAGGAGACUGAAGGAAGAUGUAGAGAAGUCCAUUGCUCCAAAGGAAGAAACGGUUGUAGAGGUGGAACUCACAAACAUUCAGAAGAAAUAUUAUCGUGGAAUUCUGGAAAGGAACUUCUCAUUCCUGUCAAAAGGUACAACAUCAGCAAAUGUGCCAAAUUUAAUGAACACCAUGAUGGAGCUUCGCAAGUGUUGCAUUCAUCCAUACCUUCUCAAUGGUGCUGAGGAACAAAUUCAGUUUGAUUAUCGGCAGACAAAGCAGUUGAGUUCUGACGAUCCUGAUGGUUAUUACCAAGCUCUGAUUCAUUCUUCAGGCAAGAUGGUUCUCAUUGACAAGCUGCUGCCAAAGUUGAAAGCAAAUGGUCAUAGGGUUUUGAUAUUUAGUCAGAUGGUGCGCUGCUUAGACAUAUUAGAAGAUUAUUUGGUGUUCAGGAAAUAUCCAUUUGAAAGGAUAGAUGGACGUAUCCGUGGCAAUCUGCGCCAGGCUGCAAUUGACAGGUUUAGCAAACCAGACUCUGAUCGGUUUGUGUUCCUGCUGUGUACAAAAGCUGGUGGUUUGGGUAUCAACUUGACAGCUGCAGAUACAGUUAUUAUUUAUGAUAGUGACUGGAACCCUCAGAAUGAUUUGCAGGCACAAGCUCGAUGUCACCGCAUUGGUCAGCAGAAGAUGGUGAAAGUGUACCGUCUGUUAUGUCGUAAUACUUAUGAGCGAGAGAUGUUUGACAAAGCAUCAUUGAAGCUGGGCCUUGACAAGGCGUUGUUGCAAAGCAUGAAUACUACUCAGGGCAAAGACCACAACAACAAACAACUUUCGAAGAAAGAGAUUGAGGAUCUGCUAAAGAAAGGUGCAUAUGGUGCAAUAAUGGAUGAAGACAGUGCUGGAGAUAAAUUCUGUGAAGAAGACAUUGACCAGAUUCUAGAGCGUCGCACACAAAUCAUAACUUUGGAAUCAGAGAAGGGUUCUACAUUUUCCAAAGCCAGUUUUGCUUCCUCUGGAAUUCGAUCUGAUAUUGAUAUUGAUGACCCAGACUUUUGGAAAAAAUGGGCCAAGAAAGCUGAGAUUGAUACAGUGGAGGAGAGUGACAAGAAUGAAUUGGUCAUUUCUGAGCCCCGACGCCGCACACAAAUAAAGAGAUAUGGCCAUGAUGAAAGUGUUGUGGAUAUGUCAGAGUUAGACAGUUCGUCUGAAAGUGAUGAAGAUCCAUCCAUAGGUGUUGGAAGGGGCAGAGGGCGAAGAAGCAAGACAAAACAUGGAAAAAAAUCAAGGUUGAAGUUCUUGAGUGACGAUUAUGUCCCCAAAGAUGGUGAAAUUGUGUAUGGCAGUUGGGCCCGAAGUGAGUGCUUCAAAGUUGAAAGAGGUCUUUUGACAUUCGGGUGGGGAAGGUGGCCAGAGAUACUUGCUCACAGUCACUUCCGUCGAGGGUGGAGAGAAAGUGAUGUAGAAGACUGUGCCCGUGUUAUAUUGCUGUUCUGUUUGAGAUAUUAUCGUGGUGAUGACAAAAUCCGCAGUUUUAUUUGGGAUCUAAUUACGCCAUCAGAAAACGGAGAGACCAGGUUUCCAAGAAAUCACUUGGGUUUGAAUACGCCAGUCCCACGAGGCCGGAAGAAUAAGAAGCACAUGAAGAAAGAUUUCCGUGAAUCACGGUCUUUUGCACAGGUGCAACAUGACCCACUUGAUAUGAAUGACUGGAGCCGCCACGAGAAAUACGAUGGUGACAUAUUCCUGGAGAACAACUACAAGAAGCAUCUCAGCAGGCAUGCCAACAAGAUCCUCCUGAGAGUACGAAUGUUGUAUUACAUCAAACAUGAAAUCCUUGGUGAGCUAGUACAACACAUAGCAGAUGGGGUCCAUGUUAGUGCCUUGCCGAUAUACCCACCCUAUUGUGAUCAGCCCCCUGCCCCCUGGUGGGACACUGAUGCAGAUAGAUCACUUCUGGUGGGUACCUACAAACACGGUUAUGAAUGCUACCCUGCUAUGAGAAACGACCCGGCACUUGGUUUCCUCGCACGCUGUGGCCCUGAUGUUGGUUCUGCUAUGCUGAUGCUUGCCAAUAACACAGUGACAGUCAAUGAGGAAGACGUUGGUAAAAUUUCUGAAGAUGAGGAAACCCUUGAAGCUGAAAAUUCUUUUGGGGUGAAGGAGCCAAUAAGGGAGGCAGUUUCUUCAGACAUUCUUGCAGAAGCCACCUCAGUCCCAACCCCAGAGAAGCCAGAAUCUGCUUCAUCAUCAGCUGAACAUCAAAUGUUUGCUGCCAAAGAUGAAGAGAAGCUGUCUGUAGAAGAUGACUUGAAGAAAGCUCAUUGGCCAUCAAUGGUGGACAUGAAUACAAGACUGAGGAGAGUCAUUACAUCAUACCAACGAAACUUCAAGAAAGAAGAAAUGAGACUGGCACAAAAGGCUAAGCAAGGGGUAGAAGCAGACCAGCAUGCAGUAAUCAGAGACGUACUGAACACUCAAGGAUGGGAUUUGCAACAUCUAGCCAUGUAUCUGUGGAAAAUUGAACGCAGAGAAAAAAUUGAGCAGAUUGUACGUGAACGUGAACGACAGAGAAUGGAAGUCUACCAAAGAAAAUGGUCACGUAAAGAAGAGGCUGAUUUCUUCCGUACUGUCUCCACGUUUGGUGUAGAGUUUGAUAGGAAAAGAAAUCGUUAUGACUGGACCAGAUUUCGAGCUAUUUCUCGAUUGGACAAGAAGUUUGAUGAAACUAUGACAGAAUAUUUCAAGGCCUUCUGUGCAAUGUGCAAGCGAGUUUGUGGGCUCAAACUUACUGAAGAAGAAGAAUGCAUGGACUUUCCUGUUGAGAUGCUUAGUGAAGACAAAGCACGCAAGACUCUGGAAAGGGUAGAAUUGCUGAAUAAGAUUCGUGAAGAUAUUCUGACCCAUGUAAUGCUGGACGAGAGACUCAAAUUGUGUCAGCCAUCACCUGAUCUUCCAGAAUGGUGGCAGCCUGGGAAGCAUGAUAAAGAUCUUCUCAUUGGUGCUGCAAAACAUGGGUUAGGCAGAACAGACUUCUUCAUUCUGAAUGAUCCUGAUUUGUCUUUUGUGGAUGUGUUACGCAAACACCUUGUCUUGGAUCAGCCACUACCCAUGCAGAAAGAAGGCUUGAAACUGGAGACAGAUAUAAAAUUUGAACGCCCAGAAGAUAUACUGAAAACUGACAAGAAUGAGAUAAUUGUCAGAUUGGAGAAAGGAGAAGGUACCUUAAAAAUUGAAAAGAUAGGCAUAAAAAAGGAAGUGAAGGUACCUGGAACUGUAGGACAAAUAAAGUUGGAGACAGAUUUACCUCUUAAGGAGGAAAAGAAUGAGGUAGAAUUAACACUAGUCAAAACCGGCAUCAAGUCUGAACAUGAGGGUUUUGUAGCUGAGGAUGAAAAUGAAUGUACAGUGGAGACAGUGAAGAAGACUGCCAGUAUGAAGGAGGUGGAGAUAGGGGAGGAGAAAGGAGAGUCAACUGCAGACAAAGAUAUGCUAUGUAUUAGUGCAGAUGACAGCCAGGAAAUAGGAACAGAAGAUAAAGGUGCAGAAAGUACAAAAUUAAAAGAAGAAAUAGCCAAGGAGAGUGGUACAGAGAACAGAGAUGAUGAAAGUAUAGUUGAAGUGCAUGAGUUGCCAGAGAGACAAGAAUUUCGACAAGAAGAACAGAAAGCUGAUGAAGAGGAAUCUCAGAAUGAAAGAAAACUGGAAACUGAUAGUAACAGCAAAGAAAGCUUAGAGAAACUAGAAGAAGAGACAGAAGAGAAGAUGGAAGUAGAGUCAAAUAAAGAGCCUGAUGAAACUGUUGAAACUGAAAAGAGUAUGGAAGAAGAUAAAUGCAAUGAUUCAGAGAUCAUAAGGGAUGAAGUAGAAAGGACUAAUGAAAUGGAAGAAGAUAGCAAGGAAACUGGCCAUGAUGAGAGUGUAGCAGUGGAAGUGAGUGAAACAAGGGAGUCUGCUGAGGCAAGCAGCUUGGAGGAUAAAAGCAGAGUGCGGUCUUGUGAGAGCGACAUUGUAUCAGAAAACAGUUUGAAGGGGGAAGAGUCUCUGGAUGCAGUUCCCCUUCCCACCAAGCAACAGACCAACUGCAAUACUAACUCACAAGCUGCUGAAUUGAAAGUCAUGUUCCCUGAUUUGGAAGUGAUACAACCACUGUCACGACUGGCAGAGGUAGAUGCAUAUGUCCUUGGAGGGAAGCCGCCCAGCCUCAGUACCGGAGAGCUUCUAGAUUACUCUGAGCCCACUGUAGCCCAGCUGCUAGCACAAAGCUAUCAGAACCCCAUCAAAUGGCCCAAGGACCAUGUGUUAGAGGUGCGUCUGCAGCAUGUAGUUCAUUCUGUUGAGCACAAGGAGUGGCCUGUUCCGCGAAACUUCAGUGUGUAUAACGCUACCAGUAUUAUGUUGGGGACAAGUGGAGAACUGGACCUGAGCUGCCAUGACACUCCUGAUGUUACACCAAAGAGGGACACCUCAACACCCAUGUCUGUGUCAGAGGGGUCAGAAGUUAUCACUAUUACAACUGAUCAUGGUGCUGCCAGGCUACCACUGACAAAGAAGAGGAAAAGGCACAUAGCAAUAGAUGUAGAAACAGAGAGAGCUAAGUUGCAUGCACUCUUGAACAGUAGUGCCACUAGUCAGCAGCCCCCUCCACUAACAAAGCCAUCGCCAUCACACCACUGGGAAACCAACGAAGAAUCAUUAUCAGAAGAAUCAAGACGUUCAACUCCAGUGGCUCCAGUUACAAGUCUGCAGCCCCCACCAGCACAUCAGCAGAGUCCACGUAUUUUAUCAAUGCCAUUUGAUCUCAAAUAUCAUUCUUCACCCAAGAGUUUGGGACAAACUGUGAUCCCGGGAACAUCCAGCACACUGACUCCUAUAGAUCUGUCAUCAGGCCUUCCAAAGAUGAGCACACCUGAGAUUCCCAAGAACAAAGAGAUGAUGAAUGAAGUGCAGGACUUUUCAAUGCCCUCAAAAAAUAAACAAAAAAGUAAACUGGAUGAAAUGCUUGGAAAACUUAUGAAGAAAAAUAAUUAUCCAGCAGAAGAACCGGUUAUUGGCAAAGAAAAGAAGCGGCGCAAAUUGGAUGAGAUAGUGUUGGGGCUGUCAGCUGCUAAGGAACAAAAAUCACUAUUUCCAGACUUGAAAAAGCCAAACACACCAGGAAUGAUCAGUCCCAGUGUGACAGUGACUCCCACCUCAAUCAACUCAACGCAUGGGGGUCCCACAGUAUCAUCAUCUUCAUCCCCUGCUCACAAGCCUUUCACCAUCACUGUAACAUCUGUCCCCUCUCCUGCAGCCCAAAAUUCUUCUCGAAGCAGUAUUGGAGUUGAUAUGGGUGCACUCCCUCAAAUGCCAACUCCGAAGGAAAGUUUUUCCUCCUUCCUUGCUCAUGCAGAACAACAGAAUCUCCUGCUGAAGAAGCAGCAGCAAUCAUCCCUUUCACAAUCUUCACAAGUACAGAGGAAGACAUAUGAGUCUAUGAUUGCAGACCUCAGCAAAGUGGCUGAUUUUUCAUCAAAGAUCAGUUCAUACUCUCAUGAAGCUAAGGUGAACAAAUGGUUGGCAGAGCAGACAGCCCUGAUGCCUGAGCAACCGCUGACAUCAGAUUACUUAGCCCCAAGGCGUCGACGCCCAAGGGUGGACCCAUCUCUUUUAGACUGGAAGAAACUGACAGGAGAUGAAAAUGUUUCUGUUAUUAACAGAUUAACUGGGAAGAAGAUCACUGGAAGCAAGGCUCCACAGCUUAAGAAACUGGCACAGUGGUUACUGGAGAACCCAAUGUUUGAUGUUGAUCCUAAGUGGGCCGAACUUGUAAAGGAGAGAGGGAAUCUCCCACAUGACCUACAGAAGCGGCUGCCACCCAGUGAGAGAAAGAAAGGUCCUGGUCGCCCUCCUCUUCUCUCCAGCCCACCUGGCCAGCAAUCUUCAGUAAGUCAGGCAACAUCCCUUGCGUCAACCCUACCAUUUCCCUCGCUGGCAUCAGCUGGACUGAGCAGUCUCUCUGCAGCAGGACUCAAUCCCAGCAGCAUACUAUCAGGAUUAUCUCUUGGAGGAUUUGACCCAAAGAACAACCCCUUGCUACUUCCAUUUGGUGGAAUGCCAAAUAUGAGUGCCCUGGGCAGUAUGAGUGGGCUUGGAAACCUGGGGAACAUGAGUCUCACAAAUUCUCUUUUUGCCAAUCUGGCAGGUCUUGGAUUGCCAUCACUUGCAGGAAUGGAUGGAAGUGAACUGGGUAGUUCUGGUCCUAGUACAUCUGGAACAGGAAAAACAAAAACACGUAAACCCACAGAUACUGAACGUGGACACAGUAGUUCAAAACCUCCAGUGUCAUCAUCAUCAAAUAUCCCAUCAUCAGCUCUUCCGUUCUUCUUUCCUAAUCCUGGUCUUUUAUACACACCCCUGGGCCUAGGUGGACUAAAUCCAUUUUCAAUGCAACCAGGCUCCAUGUCAUCUGCUUAUGAUAGCCUUGCCCAGCAGUGUGGAUUGCUGAAUGGCAGCUUGGGUGUUAGUGGAACAUCCACACCAACAUUACAGCCUUCAUCUUCACGAGCUGGACAUAAGUCAGGGAGCAGUUCCCGGCCAGCCACCAUGACCUCAACAUCAUCAUCAUCAUCUACCACAGCCAAUCACAGGCAUCAGCGAACAGCCACUAGAGAUGCACUUGACAGACAGCAGCAGCAGCAGUUGCAGCAGUUACUGCUCCCACAUGACACCCAUCUACUGGAGAGCCUCAGUAGAGCUUCAACCAUGGAGGCAGCUCUGCGCAGCGAGAAGCGGGUUAGGGAGGCAGAAAGGAAGGAUGCAGCUGAGAAGAGGUUAAGAGAGGGGGAGAGAAAGGAGUCCUUAGAGAAUCUAAGCAGGACUACAGUUACAGAUUUUGCUACUAGAUCUGAAGAAAGACCAGUGAAGAAAUUUAAAGAAGGUGAAAGAAAAGAAAGUGUAGAAAGUCUUGCCCGUAAUUUCAUGCCAGACAGUUCACCUCACAGUGAAGAAUGGUUUUCAAGGAAAACGAAAGAAUCAGAAAUGAAAGAAGCUUUAGAAAAUUUGUGCAAGACUUCCGCUGAAUUUUUAGCUCGUAGCACAGAAGAGAAAUUUGGUAAGCGCACAAGAGAUGCAGCUGAAAGUCUUGUAAAAAGUUCAUCUAGUAGCACUGCUCAAAAUGAUGAACGGCCACCCAAAAGAACAAGAGAAACGGAAUGGAAAGAAGUUGCUGAAGAGAAGAUUAGUUGCAUGCCGUUAAUUACUGAUCCAAGUGUUGAUUGUGCUGCUGUGGACAUUGAAGCUCUUUUGACUUCCUCUACAGUGUCUAAGGAUGGAGCAACUGUUUCAGUUGUGACACGUUCAGAGGAAGGAGUUAUCCCUGUAGAGAACCCAGCACCACCACCUGUUACAGCAGAAAAGAAUUCUGUGAUGACAUCAGAACCAACAGAAGGGAGUGAGAUUGAAACUGCACAGCAAUCCACAUCACCGACAGAAGCGACUCCAUCACUGCCUCCAUCAUCACCCCAGUCUACAUCUCUACCACAGUCUUCAUCAUCUCCCAUACCAGUAAUGCUGCCUGAGGUGCCUGAACCAGAACCUGAGCCCAGUGGCACUGGUGGGAGGGCAACUAGGUCAGGAGCAGGUCGGCGGGCAAGGAGCACCAAACGGUCGAAACAGGCAGUCGCUAACUUUGAGGAGCCAGAGGCACCAGUGGUAGAGCGCAAGGUUCUGCGAAGUAGUGCAGGAAGAGCAGCAGCAGCAGCCGCGGCCCGAGCAGCAGCAGCAGCAGCAGCAGCAGCUGCUAAAGCAGAAGAACGAGAGAACAGUGAAAACACCAAAGAUAGCAAGAAGCAGGAAUCAGUGGAUGCAAACUGUGAAACUUCACCCAGUGAACAGAAAGCUGAAACGUAGCAUUGGUAAACAUAUUUCUGAUGUGUAAUUUUUCGCCAUUUUUAUAUUAUUUUGGUUGGUUGACUAUUAUUAUUAUUA